CGCUUCGCCCGGGCAGCAGCCGCCGCCUCCCUCCGCGCGGCUCCGCCCGCCUGGGCACCCGCGCUCCGGCAGCAGGGGGGCGGCUGGUCGCUCUGCCAUGCGGGGCCGCGUUCGCCUCCUCCCCGCCAGUCCCGCGGCAGGCGCCCGCGGUGCAGCCCGGUCCCCCGCCGGCUCUGCCCUGCGCCCGCAGCCCGGGGCGCCUUAGCCCGCAGCCCGGCCUCUCCGGCAGCUGCCAUGCGGGGCGCGGCGUGCGCGGGGCCCGAGCGGGGCAGCUAGAGGCGGGUCACCUUGCGGACCAGGAAAAUGGGAGCCAUUACUCCAGUUUGACCAGUGUUUCCGAGUGACCAGCUAAGAUCCCUGUGGGAGGAAGGCGAAGAACAACAUGGAUGGGCUCCUAGAACAGACCAGUGUGUUAAUGCACAGUAAAAUCGCUGAAGCUGGGAAAAAGAAUGGCUUAAUUAACACCAGGAACUUACUGGCGGAGAACAGAGAUGGCCUGGUCUCCGUGUACCCAGCCCCACAGUACCAGAGCCACAUCGUGGGGAACCUCGCUGCUCAAAGCAGGAGCGACCCGGUGCAGCAGCUGCUGGACCCCAAUACGCUCCAACAGACCGUGGGGUCCCACUACCGCCCCAACAUCAUCCUCUACUCGGAGAACGUGCUGCGCUCCUGGGGGGAGAGUGUGAGCGCUGAGUGCUGUGAGACCACCUUCAUCGAGGACCGCUCCCCCACUAAGGACAGCCUGGAGUACCCCGACAGCAAGUUCAUCGACCUCUCUGCUGACGACAUCAAAAUCCACACCCUCUCCUAUGACGUGGAGGAAGACGAGGAUUUCCAGGAGCUGGAGAGCGACUACUCGAGUGACACAGAGAGUGAAGACAAUUUCCUCAUGAUGCCCCCAAGGGAUCAUCUCGGCCUCAGCGUAUUCUCCAUGCUCUGCUGCUUUUGGCCACUGGGAAUUGCUGCCUUUUAUUUGUCACACGAGACGAACAAAGCAGUGGCCAAGGGAGACUUCCACCAAGCAAGCUCUAGCUCCCGGCGAGCACUCUUCUUGGCCGUGCUGUCAAUCACGAUUGGAACUGGCAUCUAUGUGGGGGUUGCCGUGGCUCUGAUCGCCUACCUGUCCAAGAACAACCACUUGUGAGGCUCAGGAGAGAGGAAGAACCACCUGUGCAGCUCUCUGCAGUGCAGAAAACCACAGCAGCUCGGACUGCGAUUUUCCAAGGCACCUAUGAGACACACGUGCUGGUGUUGGAUACUGGAAAGACAGGAAAGUGGGUUGAUGGUUUAUGAUGCACACGUCCUGCAUCUUUUCAUCCUCCAACUCUUCUUUGUUUUACGCAAUACUGUGUUUACAAGAAUCUAGCUCCUACCGGUGAUCUAGAACUUUGCCCCCGCCGCUGGUUUGCCCCGGCUUGCUAGUCAAUACGUUAGUCCGCACUGCACUGAACUCUGUGGGAGCACACGCCGCUACUGGUUCUUCAAGGAGCGAUUCCUGAAACGGAAAGUUUUUCUUUGGACACUAGGACGCGUUUGCUGAAGGGUGAGCUUGAGGCCUCAGUAUAGAACAGUGUGGCCUAAUCUUCUUGCAUUCAGUAGGCUGCCGUAAGAGGAAAAAAGAGAAAAUGAUUUUCCUUUCCUGCUCUUGGUUCAUUUUAAAAAGAAACUAAUGGGGCAGGGCUGUGCAUAGCGACAGCUAAGCACGAACACGCUCAGUGCAUGGCACAUGACGUUAGUCUAGUAUGGGAUCUAUUGUCAAAUUAAUCCUUCUCGGCAGUCAUGCUGCGCGAGUGAUGCCCCUGAGCCACGUAACGCAGUCAGGCAGCCUCCACCUCCCUGGGGGGACCAUGCAGCACCUAAAUACAAGCAACCCUCGGCAAUAUGUCCUGGGCAAGCAGGGGACUAACACAGGGAAGGACCACUUCGUAGGCCCACCCCCGAGCAGACUCGGACCCAGAACAGCAAAGGAAGACCCUCAAAUUCCAACAUCAUGGCACCGCAGCGGAUUCUUAGACAUCACGCCCAGCCGCCACAUGGCGAGAGAACGUGUGCCAUUUUCUCACUGUGCUGCCCCCGAUAGACACCUGAACUGGUCCACCGUAAAGGAACUAAGCGUUGUCCUCAUUUCACUGACCGCAAUAAUAGGCUUCUUUGCUUUCUGCCACCCCCCUCCACCUUUCUUUUUCAAAUCUAGCAUUUCUUUCAAGAGAGUUGGUUGAUCGGAGAGCUAUAUGUAUAUAAUAAUGGUGAAACAUUGAUCAUUGCAAAUGGC
This is a messenger RNA of Trachemys scripta elegans, 2272 nucleotides long. It is a transcript of the gene SYNDIG1, whose product is annotated as synapse differentiation inducing 1. The coding region runs from base 383 to 1144 and encodes 253 amino acids. The transcript has 4 exons. NCBI's taxonomy places the organism in Eukaryota, Metazoa, Chordata, Testudines, Emydidae. Gene Ontology annotation, cellular component: synaptic vesicle membrane; postsynaptic density membrane; excitatory synapse. Gene Ontology annotation, biological process: synaptic vesicle clustering; positive regulation of synapse assembly. The record is from RefSeq and is a predicted model, not a curated record.